AAAAUACUUUCAAUUUGACAGGGGUAAAAAGUUAUUUAGUUAUUUCUAAUAUAAUCCUACAUCCGUACUUUUGGCAUCCCGCAGUCUGGUGCCCGAGGAGGUAGCCGCCCGCGGAGCUAUCGCCUCUCUUUGAACCCGAUCACCUCAUUAGUUCAGCUGAGUUACUCUUACGUACAUAGGCAACUACGCAAUCCACUCAGUCCGUUAGCAGACUUCGUCCCGUACGCACUCUUAAAACGGUACGAUAUUUAUAUCUUAAAGAGUUUGGAACACUACAUGAUGGCGGAAACGAACCCGUAAUGUCGCGAUAGCGGCAUCCUGCGGGCCGUGGCCUUACUGAUACGACUCAAACGCAGCUAUUUGUAUGCAAAUGAAGUGCAGCCACAGGUGUGUGUUAACAUUCAGUGGCGUCCCGGACGUGGCUUGUAAUGUACUUUAAACUGGUCUGAUAAAGUUGUAAAAAUGGUGCGUAGCCGUAAAGUGCAGGCAAUUAGCGAGGCUGACGUGCGUCGUGACCAGCCUUGCUCUAGCGGGUCCCGCUUGCGCGUCCGUCGAGGCUCCAGCUUGACUGACUUAGAUAAGCUGCGAAGUGGCGGGUCUAGUGGCGGUGGUUCCAUCGGGGAUCUGAUGAACAUGUUCAGUGGGAGUGCUAACUCGGUGGGCAGUGAUACGUUGGUGGCUCGGACUGUACCUCUUGAGACUGUCAGGAGAAGUGUUGCUCUGCCUUCAUCUACCCUAGCUCGGCCGACUCCUUCACCCACACACACACACACACACCCCAUCAUACAUGUGUCUCGUCCAGUUGGGCCGCUCACGAUGGCUCAACGAACGUUAAGAUUCAGCAGGCUGUUGAAAUACCAACCCUGCUCAGCCGACGCUCCUAUAACUUUGGUGAGUGACGCGUAUAUCCUUUUGCUAAUUAUGCAAAACAGCAUCUUUAUGUAG
This is a messenger RNA of Cydia strobilella, 945 nucleotides long. RefSeq lists its product as uncharacterized. The record is from RefSeq and is a predicted model, not a curated record. NCBI's taxonomy places the organism in Eukaryota, Metazoa, Arthropoda, Insecta, Lepidoptera, Tortricidae. The transcript has a single exon. The coding region runs from base 463 to 945 and encodes 160 amino acids.